AUGGCGCCAACGACAAAGGAAGAAUAUCUCAAUGCGGAAGCCGAUUUCCACAAGUCAGUUUCGCGAUCUGCCCCGCGAAAAUACGAAAUCGUCUACUUCAGCGUAUUCAAGCACAUCUUGCUCCAUCUGUGUGCUGCAUAUGGACUGUAUCUAAUGUUUACUAAGGCUCAAUGGAAAACAGUGAUAUUUUGUAUGUGUUAUGCCUACGCCGGAGGUUUCGGCGUCACCAUCGGGGCACACCGUCUUUGGACACACAAGGCAUUCAAGGCGAAGUUGCCACUCGAAAUAAUAUUGAUGCUUUUAAAUUGUAUCGCAUUUCAAAGCACCGCAAUUGUGUGGAUACGGGAUCACAGACUGCAUCACAAAUACAGCGACACUGACGCGGAUCCGUACAACGCUUCAAGAGGCUUUUUCUUCUCGCACAUCGGAUGGUUGCUUGUGAGGAAGCACCCGAAAGUGAUAGAAAAAGGGAAGACCAUUGAUAUGAGCGACAUUAAUAACAAUCCCGUGUUGAAAUUUCAACAGAAAUAUGCAAUUCCCUUGGUGGGAAUGUGCUGUUUCGUCAUACCAACGCUGAUCCCAAUUUAUUUCUGGAAUGAAUCUUUCACAAACGCCUUCUACCUCAACAUGUUUCGCUAUAUUUACGGACUUCACGUAACGUUUUGUGUCAACAGCGUCAACCACUUAUGGGGGAACAAGCCAUACGACAAAAACAUCAAUCCAACCCAAUCGAUCAUCGUUUCUCUGCUGUCUGGUGGCGAAGGCUACCAUAACUACCACCAUGUGUUCCCAUGGGACUAUAGGACGGCCGAAAUCGGGAACAACUGGAUCAAUACGUCCACGUUGGUCAUAGAUUUAUUGCAUAAAAUCGGUCUAGCCCACGAUUUGAAGACGACUUCAGAAACGAUGGUGCAAGAAAGGCUAAAGCGAACUGGUGAUGGAAGCGAUUUAUGGGGGGUAGCUGCAAAAUUGUAA
Molecule: messenger RNA, 975 nt
Organism: Parnassius mnemosyne (clouded apollo)
Lineage: Eukaryota; Metazoa; Arthropoda; Insecta; Lepidoptera; Papilionidae
Source: the annotation of a GenBank genome assembly